Molecule: messenger RNA, 888 nt
Organism: Cryphonectria parasitica EP155
Lineage: Eukaryota; Fungi; Ascomycota; Sordariomycetes; Diaporthales; Cryphonectriaceae
Product: ubiquinone biosynthesis O-methyltransferase
Exons: 2
Coding region: 1-888 (295 amino acids)
Biological process (GO): ubiquinone biosynthetic process
Molecular function (GO): 2-methoxy-6-polyprenyl-1,4-benzoquinol methyltransferase activity
Source: RefSeq, a predicted model, not a curated record
AUGGCACCUUCGAGAGCGGCAGCCUCAAAAGCUUUGCUGCGCCCACUACAUGGAGACCACGGCAGGGGAUUUGCCUCUUCGUCAGCCUCGACCUCAUCUUCAUCUUCAUCUUCUUCACCUGCAUACACAUCCGUCAACCCUGCCGAGGUGGCGCAUUUCAAUGCCCUCGCCUCCUCCUGGUGGGAUCCCCAUGGGUCCUCACGCAUCCUCCAUCUCAUGAACCCGCUCCGCCACGACUUCAUCCGUUCCUGCCAUGCCGUCCAGCCCGAACCCCUCUCGCCAGCCCACAAGCUUCGCUAUCUUGACGUCGGCUGUGGCGGCGGCAUCUUCGCCGAGUCCGCGGCCCGCCUGCCCACCACCGCUUCCGUCACCGCCGUCGAUCCCACCCCGGAGGUGCUCAAGAUCGCGAGAGCCCACGCCGCCAGGGAUCCCUCCCUGGCCAGCAAGCUCCAGUAUGUCAGCGGGACAAUCGAGACCCUGCCCUCCCCAGGAGAUGAAAGCGACAGGUACGACAUUGUCAGCCUGUUCGAGGUCAUUGAGCACGUGGACACGCCGUCUGCUUUUCUCGAGCGGUGCGGCCAGUUCGUGAGACCCGGCGGCUGGCUCGUUCUGAGCACCAUCGCCCGGACGUGGACGAGCUGGUUCACGACUAACUUCAUGGCUGAGGACGUGCUCAAGAUCGUGCCCAAGGGAACUCAUGACUGGUCCAAGUACAUCAACUCCGAGGAGCUGAGGAGGUACUUUGCGCAGAGGCCGGGCUGGAGCGCUCCCAGGGUCAUGGGUGUGGUCUACGUUCCCGGCUUAGGUUGGAAGGAGGUGCCUGGGAGCGAGGCAGUGGGGAAUUAUUUCUUCGCCGUGCAGAGGGAGGAAGCCCGAUCCGAGGCAUGA